Molecule: messenger RNA, 1068 nt
Organism: Rotaria sordida
Lineage: Eukaryota; Metazoa; Rotifera; Eurotatoria; Philodinida; Philodinidae
Source: the annotation of a GenBank genome assembly
AUGUCCGACCCGGAUUAUCUCUAUGGUACAUCUCCGCAACCAUUUCCUUGUUCAACAAAGAGUAUGCGAAGUUCAGAAAUUCCCAAAUCAGUUCAUGCUCUACGACCGGGUGAUAUUCAAUGUGUUGCAGCCAUGGGUGAUAGCUUAACAGCAGGCAUGGGUGCUCAUGCUAUUACUCCAGUCGGUGUUCUAUUAGAGAAUCGAGGUGUUUCUUGGUCUAUCGGCGGUGAUCAUAAUUAUGAUAAACACAUGACAUUACCUAAUAUUCUCCGUCUUUAUAAUCCACAAUUGAAAGGUUUUUCAACCAAAACUUCAAUAUCAUUUCUCAAUGGUCAAAAUGCAAAACACAAUGGACUUAAUGUUGCAAAAUCAGGUGCUCGUUCAUAUGAUAUGGUCGAUCAAGUUCAUCUUCUCUUAAAUCGUUUAAAGAAUGAAAAACUCUGCGAUUUGAAUAAUGAUUGGAAGUUAAUUACAUUAUUUAUUGGAGGAAAUGAUUUAUGCGAUUUUUGUAAAGAUUUAACGAAAUAUGAUCCAGUAAAUUAUAUCGGACGGGUUCGUGAAACACUCGAAUUAUUGUACAAUGCUAAUCUACCUCGUACAUUGAUUAAUCUUGUACCUGUACUCGAUGUUCGUCCUGUAAAAGAACUUAAAAAUGGCCAUAUUGUUUGUGAAAUACUUCGUCAAUUUUCAUGUACAUGUGCAGCAUAUCCUACGAAAGAAGACGCGAAAAUACUAGAUCGAUGGAUUCCUUUAUAUCAACAAGGUCUUGUUGAUCUAGUUAAUACAGGUCGUUAUGAUGGUCGUGAUGAUUUUACUGUUGUUGUUCAACCAUUCUUUAUGGAAACAAAACCACCUCAAAAAAAUGGUAAAAUUGAUCAUAGUUAUUUUUCUCCUGAUUGUUUCCAUUUUAGCGGUAAAGGUCAUUCAGUUGCAGCAUUAUCACUUUGGAAUAAUAUGUUCGAAUCAGUUGGUACGAAAAAAACCUCAUGGCAUCAUGGUGAACCAUUGGAAUGUCCUACAGAAGAUCAUCCUUAUAUUUAUACAUCGAAAAAUUCAAUGCAAAAAUAG